ACAUCUCAUCUGAGCAGCUACCUCGAAGGUCCUGCUUUGGAUGCUCUGCUCGCAGUACUGCAUAAACAAACGCAGUAUCACGCAGUAUUUUCAUCGUCGUAUUUUCACUUAUUUACGUGAGAUUGUGCCUGAAAAUUUAAAAAAUGUCAAGUUACUUUAUUAAAAUUGAAAAACAAAAAGGUGGAGAACAACUCCUCAAGAUUGAUCCUACAAAACUAAAAAUAAUACCAGGUGCAGGUUCUACUGCAACUAUUCCUAAUAACACGACGUCGUCUACGAUAAAUAUAGAAAAACAAGAGAAGCCUGAAUUUGAUAAGAAUUUGGAUCCGUCAUUACUUUCUCAAAAUGUCUUGUGUACACCGUCAAUUUUUCCAAGGCUUUUAUCCGAAUCAACUUCACCAGUAGUCCAAGGUUUGGACAAUUGUAAAGUUUUUCGUUUGGUCGAUUUGAAUACAACGACAACUUCGGGUCCUCAAUCUGCUAUUCCAUCAACGAUAACUUCUGAACUUCCAUUUUUCACUGUUCCAUCAACUGUCACACUUUCACAAAGUUCUACGGAUGAUAUGGAUAAUAUGGGAGGGUCAUGUCCAAAAAAACUAAAAAUGGAAAAAUGUUCAUCAUCAGCGGAAGGUGUUUCUAAAGAAAACUGGACAGAAGCAGAGAUACAGCUUUUACUUGAGCAACGACUCAAUAUGAAUCAUAAAUUUGAAAACCCAAACACACGAAAGACACCAUAUUGGAAUAUAAUAGUUAAAAGUUUUCAAGAAAAGGGUUACAAUGUAAAAGCAAGUGAUUUAAUAAACAAAUGGAAAAAUCUCCAAGUUACUUACAAUCGGAAUGUAAGUAAACUGAAAAGAACGGGCGAAAGUGCUAUUACUUGGAAAUACUUUGAACAAAUGCAUGAAAUUUUUGCGGAGAAGAAAAGUGUAAAUCCUGUAGAAGCAUCACUAGGUUCAACUUUCAAACCAAAGACACUUACCUUGUCAGAGGAUGAAUCAACUGAUGUAUGUAAGGAAAAUAUAGAUGUUAAAGAAAAUAUUUUACCAAAAGAGAGAAAAAGAGAACAAUCAAAGAAAACGCGAUUUCAAGAAGAAAUGUUACAACUCUUGAAAGAACCUCUCGUGAGACGAAAAUGCGAUUGAAAUGUUUUUUCGUGCAUUCUAAAAAUUAUACCGCAAAAAUUUUCAACUU
Monomorium pharaonis (pharaoh ant) is the source of this 1191-nucleotide messenger RNA. RefSeq lists its product as uncharacterized. The transcript has 4 exons. Lineage: Eukaryota; Metazoa; Arthropoda; Insecta; Hymenoptera; Formicidae. The record is from RefSeq and is a predicted model, not a curated record. The coding region runs from base 144 to 1142 and encodes 332 amino acids.